Colletotrichum aenigma is the source of this 753-nucleotide messenger RNA. RefSeq lists its product as uncharacterized. The record is from RefSeq and is a predicted model, not a curated record. The transcript has 2 exons. The coding region runs from base 1 to 753 and encodes 250 amino acids. NCBI's taxonomy places the organism in Eukaryota, Fungi, Ascomycota, Sordariomycetes, Glomerellales, Glomerellaceae.
AUGUGCCAGGCAACAGGCUCGGAGUUGCAAAAGGAUGGUGCCACGGAAAUCGUUAGGGGAGCUUGCACAGACAGGUCGUGGCGAAGUUCAAGCUGCCCGUUGUUCUGCAUCAAUCCAGAGACCGACAAUGUUGGAGGAGGGAUAGGCGUUGCCAAGUGCCAAGGUACGACGCAAGAGUUGUAUUAUUGCAUCAACUCGGUCCAAGAUCAGGUCAACUGCACCGCCAAACAGAACGUCUUGUUCUUCCAACAAUCUGCAUCCGCAAUCACAACCAUCGGUGUCGAGGCGACAACUUCGAUAGCGUCCACAACAACAACAUCCGAGCUCAGUGCAUCGGCAUCAACAUCUGCAGUAACCUCAGCUGCCACAAUAGACCCGUCGAGACUACCGAGCCAGAACCCCAUAAUCACAAGCAGUGCCGCGCAGAGCCCGACAAAUAGCCCAACAAACCAGCCAGACGCAGAGAGCGACCGCGGCGUAACGAUUGGGGCGGCCGUCGGCGCAUCGAUCGGCGGCUUAGCCCUCGGAGCGUCUGGUGUGUGGCUGUUCUUUUUCUUGCGUCGACGGAGGCGGGCUAGAGAACAGGUCGUUGGAGACAGGGCUCCUUCUUAUGCUCCUUCAUACGCUCCUCAGUACCAAAGCCCUCCACCGCAUCAAGUCUAUGAAGCGCCAGUCGAGUGGAAGCCACCGGUCAGUCAAAACCAACAUUUCAGCCCGCAAGAGCUGCCGGCAUGGGAGCACAACAGGAGGUGA